Letharia columbiana is the source of this 1815-nucleotide messenger RNA. RefSeq lists its product as uncharacterized. The record is from RefSeq and is a predicted model, not a curated record. Lineage: Eukaryota; Fungi; Ascomycota; Lecanoromycetes; Lecanorales; Parmeliaceae. The transcript is spliced from 2 exons. The coding region runs from base 1 to 1815 and encodes 604 amino acids.
AUGGGAUAUCGUUUCCAAAUGUACUCGUCCUCCAAGAGACGCCACAGAAAAUCAGCGAGCGACCCUGUUCCAAGGAUACCUUCACGUCGCCACCUGCAAGGCGACCGGCUCCUUUCAGUUCCUUCUGGUCUUGGGAACUCCCAACCUCCUGGCAGACUGGGCCUCAACGACGAUUUAACUGCUUAUCUCUCGAAAAUCCGGAACCUAUGCGGUCCUGACCCUUCACACCUAACCGUCUAUGAAGUUCCAGCCAUAACAAACCUCCCUAUUCCAGACCACCCUCUACCAGGUCCAACGGUAUACAGUGGUGCGGACCUCCACCGUUCCACCAACACAUGUGAAUCGGCAUUAAACGCGACAGUCUCCAACGAUGUCGAAGUUCAAGAAGAUGCUUCUUGGCUGUUGGCGCCCGACGCAGAGAUAUACGGAGACUUCCCCAAUGCUCAAGGAAUGGCCUAUGGGAACAAUCUUCUUGCAGAUGCAACACCGUAUAGCGGUCUUGAUUCUCGAGGAACGGGCAAUCUGGAAGACUUCACUGCAGGCACAGCAGACUUCAACAGCGGGAGUCUUUGCUGCACGUCUUAUCCAUACCCAACCUCGUUUAACACGACCAAUUUCAACAGCUUCGAAUCUUCGACCUUCGCUCCUUCUUACACCCACACUCCUGUCUACUUCGACCAAAGCAUGGGCAACUUCAUAGGUCCUGGGUCUUCAGACAUCCCCACUCCUACAGACAGCUUCAGUCAAUGGCAUAUCGCUCCCAAUACGAGCUUUUCCACAUCCCUUGAGAGUCCAGGCAUCCCCGAUCUUUCACACAGCUCCACCGCACACUGUCCGACUCGGAACAUGACAUAUCUCACCAGCCUUGGACCUUCAGGCACUUCCUCUUCAACUUCAUUCAUUCCUGAGAUCAGCGAAUCCUACAACUUUGAGCACUCUUCUACUUCCCGUCACCGUUAUCUCGCUCCGAAUGUGAACAAUGCCGGCGGUGUCGACCCUUUCGACACCUCCACUUCAUGCCAUCUGUUUAGAAACACGACCAAUCUCCAAGGCCCCGAGCCCUCCGAAAUUUCGCUCCCACGCCCUUUCGUUCCAGACGCAACCAACAUCGAUGGGUUCGAACCUUCGAACAUCUCCGUGAGGGACGAGAUUGUGACAGAGGAUAUAUGGUCUCUUUUCACGACCUUUAAUGAUGGUUCCCAAUUUCUUUCAGAAAAUUGCGAGAUAGGUGGUUCCAUUGCUCUCGACGCACCAGACGUCAACAACCUACAUGUUCCAGACGCUUUAGAGUCCGUCGCUGGACCGUAUAGUACAGGUCACCCCGUCAGAGACACCGGCUCAGUUGAAAUAUCUCAGCCGCGGAACGAAGGUCGUCAACGAAGAAGAUCCAAAGGUCUGCCGGCAGGGCCGGAACCGCGGCAGAACAAUCAACAGAGAAAGAAGGCAAAUCCUAACGGCGUUCAGAGAAAGCCCAGCUCAAAGAGACGCAGAUUCGACCCAAAAUUCCGCUACUUCUGCACCCGUCCAGAGUGCAAAUACUCUCUAGAACACGGUUCCGAAGGAUUUCCCUCGGAACACAACGCAGUGCGGCAUGGGGGAACUCAUUCACCUGAGAAACCGUACGUCUGCCCGUUGUCUCAUACGAACGGCGAUGCCCGGUUUCGCCGGCCGGAUAGUCUUAAAAGCCACAUCAAAAAGCGACAUAGCGACAGAAACCUUGAAGAUCCGUACAUCAAGUCCAUCCUGUCAAAGAGGUACGAGCUGCCGCAGGUCAAAGACGGGAAGAAUGUCAUCAUUGUGAAGAUGCGUGACUAG